AUGACCGACCAAACCCGAGCAGUGUUCUCAGCCCUUGACAAUGCCAAGACUCAACUCUAUCAUUUCAAGGCGAUUGUAAUUGCUGGGAUGGGAUUCUUUACUGAUGCUUAUGAUCUAUUUUGCAUAAGUGCUGUCACCAAACUUAUAGGCCGCCUAUACUACUACAACCCAUCCAAAUCAAGUCCUGGUACUCUACCAGACAAUGUCAACAAUGCCAUAACUGGUGUUGCCUUGUGUGGAACUCUUGCAGGGCAGCUUUUCUUUGGCUGGCUAGGUGAUAAACUCGGAAGGAAGAAGGUUUAUGGGAUCACUCUAAUCACCAUGGUGGGAUGCGCCAUUGCUUCAGGCCUUUCCUUUGGCUCUACAGCUCAAAGUGUGAUUACUACCCUCUGCUUCUUCCGGUUUUGGCUUGGAUUUGGCAUAGGAGGAGACUAUCCCCUGUCAGCUGUGAUCAUGUCAGAAUAUGCCAACCAAAGAACCCGAGGUGGUUUUAUUGCAGCAGUAUUUGCCAUGCAAGGAAUGGGGAUUCUGGUUGCAGGGGCUGUGGCCAUGGGUGUUUCCAAGGCCUUCCUGAGUGCUUAUCCAGCUCCCGAGUUUUAUGACGACCAUGUGCUAUCCACUCAGCCGCAAGGAGAUUUUGUUUGGAGGAUUGUACUAAUGUUCGGUGCAAUUCCAGCUGCUCUCACCUACUAUUGGAGGUUGAAAAUGCCAGAAACUGCUAGGUACACCGCCUUGGUUGAAGGCAACCACUUGAAGGCCGCUGCAGAUAUGGCAAAAGUCCUGGAUGGGGGUAUAAUUGUUGAAGAACCAGGGCCUAAGGCUCCUGUUAACUCCAACUCUUCCUAUGGACUCUUCUCCAGUGAGUUCCUGAAAAGACAUGGACUGCACCUCCUUGGGACCAGUAGCACAUGGUUCUUGUUGGAUAUUGCCUUCUACAGUCUCCAGUUGGCACAGAAAGACAUCUACCCUGCAAUAGGGCUUGUGCGGAAGAACUCAGCUAUGAAUGCAAUAGAGGAAGUGUUCCUAAUCUCUAAAGCAAUGUUAUUAGUUGCACUCUUUGCAACUGUGCCCGGAUACUGGUUUACUGUAUUCCUCAUUGAUAAAAUUGGAAGGUUCGUCAUCCAGCUUGGUGGAUUCCUCCUGAUGUCUAUUUUCAUGGCAAUCAUGGGAUUUAAAUACCAAGAAUUCAGGGGUCAUAAGUGUACAUCAGAUCAUCCAAGGCAGGACUAUUGUAAUAGCAAGUCCACACUAUUUGCAGUGUUCUAUGGCUUGACCCUCUUCUUUGCGAACUUUGGACCAAACAGCACAACUUUUAUAGUGCCAGCAGAGCUUUUCCCAGCAAGGUUCCGGUCAACUUGCCACGGGAUAUCAGCAGCAUCUGGUAAAGCGGGAGCAAUAAUCGGUGCAUUUGUAGUGCAGAAAUUUACUCAGAAGGACAAUGGUAUCAAAAGGGCAAUUAUAGCACUUGCUGUGGUGAACUUGCUCGGCUUCUUUUUUACCUUCUUGGUGCCUGAGACAAAGGGCCGAUCACUCGAAGAAAUUUCUGGAGAAGACAAGGAUCUUGCUGGCGGUGGAACCGAAGCAAAUGGACAGAACAAUGGUACCGAUACGGUCUUAAAAGAUGACAUGGUUUGAUUCCCAAGCAAUCAUCUGGUUGAAGUAACAGGUAUAAAAUAAGAAAACUGUGGGAAUUCUAUCAGUUUUAGCAAUUUCUUAAAUUUAUUUUUAGUUUUUGUUGUGAAUAAAGGGGGAAAAAAAUGUAUUAGUAUUUCUAUUCAUGUAGGUAAUUCCAUAAGGCAUUGUGUUUCAGUUCUGAUUCUCUGGUUGAAGAAACUUGAUGUAGAACAGAGUAGAAGAUGGAAGAAGAGAAGUAAGGAGGGGGAAGAACAAGAGAAGAAGCAAAAAGUAGAGAGAGAGAGAGAGAGAGAGAGAGAGUAAUCAGGAGAGGAAAUCAAUAACUCUGUAUUCAGUAAUCAAAAACAUGAAUUUUCUGAAUACAUCAUAUGCCUACUUAUUGGCAGUCCAAUCUUAACUAUAAUAUAAUUAUGAAAUUCCAACCAAAUUAUAAUUAAAGAUUAACCUACUAAAAGAUAACAAUCUAAAAUAUCUAAUCAGAAAAUGACUCUGAAACCUAAACCAAAUAUAACACUAAAACCUGAACAAAAUAUGACAAAAUCUAGAUUCUAAAAUUCAAAUCCAAACAUCAAAAUUAAUAGACCCUGCUUCUCAUCUUCAUAUACUGACAUGUAUAAAGUGUGAAAUCUUUUUCUACCUUCUGCACUGCCAAGAUAUGCUAUGGGUUAAGUAAAAAGCAUGUCCACUACUUAACAGGUCAUCACACGAACUCAAAAAAAAAAAAAAAUCAAAGUAGAAGAACACAUUACCUGGUUUUUCAGAGAACAAUCUCAAGUCUUAGCGAGCUCCAUGAUUAUUUUGCUGUUAACAAUGCUUUGCAUAGUUAAAAUCAUGAUAGAGUGCAAGAAUCAGGAAUAAUGGAGCGAAAGAGGAAGAGAGAGUGCAAGAAUCAGAAACUUAUAUCCAUUAAAAAAGGAAGCCGUCUCUCAAGAUAUUGACAGAGGAUGCAGAAAUCAGAAAACUUCAUGGAGUUCAAGCUUGAAAUGUUCUAGCAUUCAUUGCUUCCACAUGUAGACUGUUAACAGUGGAGUAAUUAAAUUUGACUAGAGAGUGGUAUGAGCCUGCACGCCCAAAAAAUAUAGAGACGUACAGCAGAUGGUCUUUGACUUUAACCGCUGCACUGUAAAAUGACCAGUAGUGGACAGUCUACUGCUUCCUUUUAGAUGGCUAAAAUCACCAGAACGGAAGAAAUUUUCCUACCCCCAAAUCAACAGGUUUGCAUAAGCACUUCAUACUGUAUCAUUGCUAAUUUCAACCUCAGCUCACAAACUUCUGGGGAAAAAUCUUUCUGAAUUUACAUCACACUCCUAGAGUUCAGUAAUGUGCAAAAAGCAAGAAUAGAGGUAUAUAAUACUUUUGAAUAAAAGAGGACCUUAUACCAUCUCCAUGGCCUUGUCAACUUGGAAGCUGUAUCUUUGGAAAAUAACUGGACAAAACUGCAGGCAGCUUUUUAUUAUCAUCUAUUGACUUCCACCUGCCAAAGAAAUGUCAUCCAAUCGAACAGGACAGUCUUAUUUAGAUCAUGUGACAAACUUACCAUUCCACGAUCCUUCGAAUUAGCUAGGUUGUUUAAUCAAGUUUCAGCAGCCAUCUUCCUAUAUAUGUGCUAAUUACAGAGGCUUGUUAUUCUGGAUAUGCCUCCUGAGUCACCUGACUUGGUGUUCCCCAUGGAGGAAACCAUUUAAACAGACAUGCACCAUUUAUGUGGAUAUGUAAUGAAAGCAAUAUGAUGUAAAGUAAUUUAAAAUGGUUUAGCCGUGUCCUCCAGUGCUACCAGCAUGGAGAACUAAUACGAUUUAGGGGAAGAUACCAAUACAUACAGAACAGUAAUCUAAUAUGGUAUAACACUAUAUAUAUAUAUAUAUGCAGAAUUUAGGAAAAAUUAUGAGAAUGAUAUAGCAUAUACACAUGGACACUACGCCAUUACUCAUGAAGUGAAGGUAUACAAUAUUGAGCAAUGCUAUUCGGCCCACCUCAGUGUCACCGUGAGAGCCACCCAAGAGAUAAUUACAAAUUUACCCACACUGCUGCAAUUACAAAUAUACCCUCUAUUCUAAUAUACCCUCAGUUCAUCCUUCUCUCUCACUCUCUCCUACGCUUCCCUUCAUGGUUCCGGCCGGCUGUCUCUCUCUCUCUCCCACCGGUGCGACUGUGUCUCCAUUGGCGCCGAUCUACAAGGAGAUUUUACUGCGGACAAUAAAUUCUAAGGAAAGCCUCAAUGAGUGACACAGUCAGAGACGAAACUUUUUGGAGGAUUUGACACGGUAGCUCUUAAGCUGCACUUUGGAAAGAAGAUUGUGGAACUUGAGGAUGAGAAAAGAGCUGUUCAGCAAGAGAGGGACCGGUUGUUGGCUGAAGUUGAAAGUCUGGCUGCUAAUUCUGAUGGACAAACACAGGAAUUGCAAGAUGUCCAUGCACAGAAAUUAAAAGCACUUGAGGCGCAGAUUCAGGAUCUUAAGAAGAAACAAGAGAACCAAGUCCAGCUUUUAAAGCAAAAACAGAAGAGCGAUGAAGCAGCAAGAAGGUUGCAAGAAGAAAUACAGUUCAUCAAGGCAUAAGAGGUUGGAAUAUGUUUUGUUUCAGUGCAGGUGAACACUGGAGUUUGGCACCAAGGUGCCCCCCUUCCCGGCCGCCCAACCCCCCCCCCCCCCCCCCCGGCGGAACACACACGCACAUAUACAGAGACAUACACACAUAUAUACAAACACAGACACGCACACAUAUAUACAAACCCACACAUAUAUACAAACCCCCCAAGUGUGUGUAUAUAUGUGUCUGUGUGUGUGUACAGAAACAAACAACCGGCGCGAAGAUGAAAGCAAAACAGUGGCUGUGAAGAGCAAAUAAAGGGCAAAGUCGACAUUUCACUGUAGCCAUAUUUAAUGUGGCUGUGAAGAGUAAAAUACUGGGCUGCAAAUAGAAUUUUCCCAAUGUCUUGUGGUUGAAUUUCUUGUUCUUGUUGCUCAAACCAAUUUAAGAUGUACAUUAAGUUGCUUAAAACUAGCACUUCUCUGAA
Diospyros lotus (date-plum) is the source of this 4651-nucleotide messenger RNA. RefSeq names its product low affinity inorganic phosphate transporter 8-like. Gene Ontology annotation, cellular component: membrane. Gene Ontology annotation, biological process: phosphate ion transport; transmembrane transport; regulation of DNA-templated transcription. NCBI's taxonomy places the organism in Eukaryota, Viridiplantae, Streptophyta, Magnoliopsida, Ericales, Ebenaceae. The record is from RefSeq and is a predicted model, not a curated record. Gene Ontology annotation, molecular function: zinc ion binding; phosphate transmembrane transporter activity. The coding region runs from base 1 to 1635 and encodes 544 amino acids. The transcript is spliced from 5 exons.